AUGCAGAAACGCACAAGAAAAAUGGUACAUAUACACACUAGAGAUCUCAUAUCCCCAGGCCUCUCCUUCACAGAACACUUAUCUGUGUGGACCCCAAACAUUAGAAAUUGAAAGCUUAAACCACCCAUCCCAAAUCAGGCAAGGUAGACAGACUUUUUUUCCAUUUUCCUAAUAAGUGGUUUUCCCCGUUAUGCUAUAAAAUCCUUUAGCAAACUCUCCUAAAAUCCAUUGGGCACAUUCCUUAUGGCUAAAAAUACUCUGCAAAUAUGUAGUCACACUAUAAAGAUAUAUGCAUUACCCUAUUUCAUGCAAUGAUAUUCUAUUGUACAUCAUCAUUGGUAAGAACUGCUGAUAAAUCUUCUGUGAAUAUCCUAGUAUUCUCUUUUGAUUCAACAUACAUUUGUCACCUUGAGUAAAGUUUUGUCUGUAGAAACAAUUGAUUGUUGUUACACACUACUACUAUUACUACUCUCCAGUUCCAGGAGUGUUCCAGGGUGUUACAAGUGUAUACAGGGUGUUACAAGUGUAUACAGUUCCAGGGUGUUACAAGUGUAUACAGGGCCGGAUUUAGGUCUGAUGAGGCCCUUAGCUACUGAAGGUAAUGGGGCCCUUUAUAUGUCCAGCUGUCCUUUGUCAACAACAAAUUGUUGCUGUUUUUUGCGCUGAAUAUAUGCUAUAAGGUAAUUUAUGGACCUAAUAGGUAUCUAAAGCCAUUUGCACAUAACAAAUAGGAGCCUACACAACACAAAACACUGUUGAUGUAGGUUUUAUUCUAUUUUUUAUCUUAUAUUUUGGAAAUGUACAUCCAGUUUUCUUUUCCUUUAUUUUUUGGGGGGCCCCCAAGAGAGUGGGGCCCUGAGCUAUAGCUUGUUUAGCUUAUAUGUAAAUCCGGCACUGAGUGUGUACCUGGACUCACAUGUGCACAGCCAGCACUCAUACAUGUUCGUAUACACACAGCUGACAGGUUUAGGAUCUCUUCACUUAAAAUCAUAUGCAAAGUUACACACACCCACACACAAAUAUAUACAUUUGUGUUUGGCGGAAAUGACUGGCAGAAUCCGAGACCAGGGAGAAGAGUCGGUGGAAGAAGACUACUUACAGAAAUAUUGUAAAAUUAAUGAAUGUUAGAAUGAUGACGGAUUGAAGUUAAGCGGUUCUAGCGGUAAUGGUAUAAAAGAAUAUGGGAAAAUUGGUUUUUAAUAGGUAAAAAUUUAAUGUUAUAACAUAUCAAGAUUAAAGAUCAGGAUUAAAAAGGAGGGAAAGGAAUUGCUGGACUAACAAACUGAAUUGGAAUACAAAAGAGGGAGGUAUGAGGAGGUCCGGGAAACAAGUAAAUGUAAAAGUAGUGAUGAAAAGAUGGAAUUGUUUUUAACUGUUUUUUCUCUUUUGUACUUUGUAUUUUUUCCUUUUUAUUGUCAAUUUUUUUAUUAAUGUGAUCUUAUUCUUUUGAAAUUUUAAUAAAUAUCAUUUUAAAAAAACAAAAACAAAUAUAUACAUGUGUGUGUGUGUGAGAGAGAGAGAGAGAGAGUGUGUAUAUAUGCAAACAUAUGCAAAGUUACACACCCACAAAUAUAUAUAUAUAUAUAUAUAUAUAUAUAAAAAUAGAUGUGUGUGUGUGUGUGUGUAUAUAUAUAUAUGUAUGUAUGUAUGUAUAUGUAUAUAUGUAUAUAUGUGUGUGUGUGUAUAUAUAUGCAAAGUUACACAAACACAGACACAUAUAUAUUACACACGCGGAGCUCCGUCCCUACUUUAACCCUUCCUUAACAGGAGCAGAGCUUCUUACUGGCCAGCAACAGGCCCGAGCAGGGACGCCCCCUCCCCACCUUCCUUGAUCAGUCCCCCCGCCGCUCUCCUCACCUGCAGCAGCCAGUGGCGCGGCUCCUGCACGGCGAAGCCCUUGGCGGCGGGCGGGGGUCUCCCGACGACCACGCGGACGGGCUCGGCGUUCGGGUUCUCGAGAGCCAGGCGUCGGAGGCGCGACGUGCCCACGCGGACGGCGCCGAAGCUGAGCACGGGCGCCGGCGAGAAGGGGACCAGCGUCAGCGCGGCGUCGGCCUCCUCUUCGCCGCCGCCGUCCCCUUCGCCGGCCGUAGCCCAGCGCCGCCGCCGCCGCCCCGGGCCGCCAGGACUCGCCCUCCGGAGCCCCGUCGCUCCCCCGUCCUGCCUCGAGACGGCCAUGGCUCCGUCGACCAAGGUGGGUCCCCGCCUCCUCGUCGCCGCCGGUUCCUUUUUCCCCUCAGGAAUACGGUCAAGGGCCUCGACAGCAAACCGCCUGUCUCCCCCUCCCCUCCCCCCUCGCAACCCGACAAUAACAAUGAUCCUCGGCAGUUAGGAGUCCCAACCGCCAGUCCCGAAUUUCAAACCCGGCCGCCCCCACCAAUCAGGGCGGUGUCCGUGAGAAACGCGAGGCCAAUCGCCGCGCGGAACGCCCCCGCACCCAAUCGCCGCGCGCACCGUUCGGAAAACGCCAGCCAAUGGGUUGGGGCCUUCCCUCCGCCCUCUUUGGCCAGAGCGAUCGGCGGCGCCCUUCAACCAAUGGCGAGCGGGAGUUUUCCUUUAAAACUGGCGCAUGCGCGGGGCGGGAGAGUGGGCUUACAAUAGGCUGCCGUGAGACCUCUAGCAUCGAGUAGGGCAGCGGGGGAAAUUAUUUUUGUUGUCCUUGUUAAUUAAUAACUAUAUACAAUUGAUUGUACUAAUAUUAUAUUAUAAUAUAAUAUAAUAAUGUGUUAGAAUAAUAUAUAAUCAUUAAUUAUAUACAAUUAAGCAUAAUAAUACCAUGUAGUAUAAUAAUAUAUUAUAAUAAUAUAUAAUUAUCGAUAUAAUUUUUUAUUGUUAGAACAACCUCUUUUUUGAAUCGCUCUUACAAACAAGCUGCUACAAAGUAAGGAAAAUGAUUCAAAUUCAGCUACAAGUCACAAUACAAAGGUUGCAGGUUUCAUCCUCUUAAUAGACAGCUGCAUAAUCCUACCUUGCAGAUAGAUGGUCCUCAGUUUCUUAUUGGUUGUUGGUCAUGUGCGCCUCUUUGCAUUGUGGGAGUCGAUACACCCUUCAUAAUCUCAUUGCCUAAGAUGACGUUGUCUGCUACCAGUCAAGAGAAGUGCCCCCCCCCUUUUAACUUUGAUCAGUUAGGGUUGCCAUAUUUCAAAAUCUACACAUCCAGCAUGGGUUACCAUACGUCUGGAUUCCCCUGGGCAUCCAUGUUAUUUUCACCCGGGCUGUUUCCGACCGCUGAAUCCCAUUUCUGUCCAUUUCUAUGGAAACCCCACAUUUCACAGCGCCCCAGAAAAUGAGCCUUCAGCACCCUAAUCCGGGGGGUUGUGAUUUCAGCAAGAACCCAACAUUGUACAAUGUGGUGAGUGCUGAUCUUUGUUCAUGAGGAACAGUGAAGCCAGAGAGAAUGUGGAUCGAGGGGGGGGGGGGGAGGCAGCUGCUUGAUUCAAAAAGACUUCAGGGACAUCGCUUUUGAAGAAGAGAGAGAACCAUUUCUCUUUACUUUUCUUAUGAAGCCAGCUCUAGAUCUUUUCUAAAUAAAUUGAAUAAAACUGCUUAACCCACUGAAAGAUAUAUUUGAAAAAUGAAUCACUCCAAAGAGGCUUCAAACAACAACCAAAGGCCCCCUGCAACGUCUGGCGGCAGAAACCCCAAAAAUGAGCCUUUGGCCCCCUGAGCAAUUUUGCCAAAAAUAUGAUGUCGUCUGAUUUACUCCAAAACAGCGCCAAACACCAUCAAAAGGCUCCCUGCAAUGUUUGGCAGUGAAAAUCCAAUGUUUCCCAGCCCCCCACAAAACCAGCCUUCGACGCCCUAGCCCAUGGGGUCAUGGUUUCACUGAAAACCCAAGGUCAUCCCCUGCAUGGCAGCCAUACAAUUGUCUUGUGAGCCAGUGUGGUGAAGUGGUUGAGAGUGGUUGAAGACUGUCGCGACAGGACUCCCACCUGCCACAAGGUGAAACAAGAUGGGAGCCCCGAACAAAAGGGAACCCAAACUUUUAUUAGCUGCUAAUCCCCAUGUUACACACACCACAAACUACAUCACUAAUACAUCAUGGUUACAUCAUGAAAGGGGAGGUCUGGUGGCAGUAAUCUGAGCAUCCCAGACCCUGCCCCAUGCCAUCCCUUGCCCUCCACCAAACACCAGUCAAGUUAAUCACGCUCUUUUGUCUUCAUCUGGGUUUGUUAUUUCUGGAAUGGCUACCUGUCUGGCACUCAGGUAUCAGGAUGCCAGAGAUUAUCACUCAGGCAGAGAGGCUGCUGAGUAGCUGAGCUCACAUGUCUAUAUGAAUUUCUGAAGUUUUCCCAGUGAACCAGUACACAGAUACAUUUAUCAGUGAAUUGUUACAUUUGGUAUUGUGCAGUAGAGGCCCUUUGAAUAGAUAGGAAGAAACUGUGAUGAAGUUGAUGAAACUAUGAAGUGAUUGUGCUGAUUUUGGUUGUGGGGUGCAUGUGCAUUAUAUCUGCUGGAGGGGCAACCCCCUCAACCUAUUGGGAGCCCAGGAUCCAAUGAAUAGUCAUUACCCUUACAAAACUUAUUGACUCCACAUCUGGCCAGUGAAAAAUGAGGUCACAGAUCUUUUUUGAAGACAAAAGUGACAUUCAAUUGAAUUAAGAAGGCACAUUUAAUCAUAUGUUGUGGACGUGUAAGGUAACAAAAGCAUUCUGGGAAAUGAAAUAUAAUGAAUUUUUAAAAAUGUUUUAAAUAGUUUUAUAGAAAAAAAAACCAUAGAAUUUUUUAUUAGGAAUUGUAGGUGCUGAAAUUCCAAGGGAGCGGAAAAGUAUUUUUAUGUAUGCGACAACAGCUGCACAGAUGUUGUUAGCCCAGAGAUGGAAGGAAGAUAAAGUCUCUACCAGAGAAGAAUGGCAAAUCAAGUUGAUGGGCUAUGAUGAAAUGGCAAAACUGGCCGGAAAGCUCAGGAACAUGGAAGACAAAAACUUUAAUAAGGAAUGGGAAUUUUUAAAAAUAAUUUACCUUGAAGACCACUGUAAGCAGUUGAAAACAUUAGCAGGACUGUGAUAACACUUGUAAUGUAACGAGAACUAUGGACAUAAUGGAGUUAUAAAAAUCUUGAAUUACUGAAAAAAGAUGCAGUAGAAAAAGUUUAACAACGGAACCCAUGGAGGGGAAGAUGGAAAGUCCAGAGAUUCGGGGGAAUCUUUUAACUGUGGAUAUGUUGUGGUGUGAUGUUAAUCUUAAAGAUGUAAAAACCAAAUAAAAAAUAUUUUACAGAAGAAUCGCAGACCCACAGACGAGGAGGAAGCAUUCAAAGAGGAUAAAGCUACAGUGGUACCUUGGUUUUCAAACGUCUCCAUUGAUAACCAUUUCGGUUUACGAACGCUGAAAACCUGGAAGUAAAUGCUUCCGCUGAGUGCAGGAUCCUGAGGCAUAGAAGAAGAAGAAGAGUUUGGAUUUGAUAUCCCGCUUUAUCACUACCCGAAGGAGUCUCAAAGCGGCUAACAUUCUCCUUUCCCUUCCUCCCCCACAACAAACACUCUGUGAGGUGAGUGGGGCUGAGAGACUUCAAAGAAGUGUGACUGGCCCAAGGUCACCCAGCAGCUGCAUGUGGAGGAGCGGAGACGCGAACCCAGUUCACCAAAUUACGAGUCCACGGCUCUUAACCACUACACCACACUGGCUCAAUAGCUGUCGGCUAUUGAGUUUUUGCUUUUUGAAUGUUUCAGAACUCAAAACAGCCUUUUGAAAUGGAUUAUGUUCGAAAACCGAGGUACCAUUGUAUUUUGCCUUUGAGUGUGAAGGCCACUUUUCAAGUCUACAACAGGGCAAACUGGUUCAGCCAAGAGGUUGAAUCCUUCCCUUCCCCACCUUCAAGGCCAGGGUUCUCAGGUAGGUGAAGUUACUCACCCAACAUUGUGAGCUGGUUGUCAGGGGUCUAAAGGAGGACUAAAGGAGUAAAAAACAAACCAUGAGCAUGUAUUGGAUGAAAAGAAACCUACUUCCUUCCUGUCCAUUUCAGUAACCCAGACACAAAGUGUUGACAUAGUACAGUCGUACCUUGGAAGUCGAAUAGAAUCUGUUCCGGAAGUCUGUUCAACUUCCAAAUCGUGGUUUCUGAUUGGCUACAGGAAGCUCCUGAAGCCCCGUUGGACGUUCGGCUUCCAAAAGAACGUUGAAAAACCGGAAGUCACUUCUGGGUUUCGAUCGUUCAGGAGCCAAAACGUUCGAGAACUAGGCUGUUCAAAAACCAAGGUACGACUAUACAUGGAUGACAGUGUCCAUGCAACUGAUGCAUUUCCAUAAUUUGAAAGAGCACCAUCCUUCAUCUGAACUCCCAGAUCUACAAAGGCUAUACUUUUGCAAAAGCAUCACUAGUGUAAUACACAUAAGCUUGUGCGGCAGCCACCUAGUUGUCCAAAGGCAAAGUUAUUUUACUGAGAAAAAAAUCAGCAUGCUUGGGGCCUGUGUUCGUGGAUGGAUGCAAGAUGAAAAACUAUAACAAACCCAGAAAUAAAACCAGUUAAUUGUUCACUGCAGUGAUGUAAAACUACAUACAAAAUAGCCAGCUACAAGUCUGGUGUCUCAAAUUUGUUUAUAAAAUACUUAGAAAUAUAUAAGAAACAAGGAAUUGUACAAAUGCUUCAAUAGAUUGGGAAAUUGAGAGAUAUGCAGGCAAUUAGACUGAUUCAUUGCAAUACAAAUCAGUUCAAACACUUACAGGAAAAACAGUUAAGGCAAACCUUUUUUUUCUUUCUCACUCUCUAUAUAGAUCUAACAGUCACACACAAAGUAUCCUACACAGGGCACAGCAAAGGACAGUGCAGAGGAACUACAGCAAGCGCUUUGGGGUACAGAGAAAGCUGAGGUGAGGAAAAAUGGGUAUUUGGGGGAGGAGUGCAAAUAACUAUAGACGGAGGAAAGGGACUAACAGAUGUGAAAGUCUCAGGCUUGAUCAAUAUGAACUGGAGGUAGCCAUUUGAAAUGCAAGCACUGUUAGUGUAGUGUAAGAAAAACUGAACUUCUCCCACCUCAUUUCCCAAUCUGAUUUGCGGUAUACACUGCUCAAUCAAGUCAAGAAUCAGUUCCAUUUGUUAUCUUCAGUGACUUUGUACCUUCCUGCUCAGCUGCCAAGUUAUUUUCAUUCUCACAACAGGUAAAGUCUUAUCUUUGCCCAGGCUUUUGGGGUGGGAUGAAGUGCCUGGCAAGACUUUCUGCUUCCUGUGUGAUUAUUGGUUGUGAUACUGUUUUAUAUAUAUUUUUUGACUUAAGGGCGGCCUACAAAUACUUUAAAUAAAUAAGUUGCAGAUUUAUAGUGCAGUAAAAAGGUAAAAGGUAAAGGAGCCCUGGACAGUUAUGUCCAGUCAAAGGAGACUAUGGGGUUGCGGCAUUCAUCUCGCUUUCAGGCCGAGGGAGCCAGCAUUCGUCCACAGACAACUUUCCGGGUCAUGUGGCCAGCAUGACUUAACCGCUUCUGGCGCAACAGGACACCAUGACGGAAGCCACACGGAAAUGCCAUUUACCUUCCCGCUGCAGCGGUACCUAUUUAUCUACUUGCACUGGCAUGCUUUCAAACUGCUAGGUUAGCAGGAGCUGGGACAGAGCAACGGGAGCUCACCCCAUCGCAGGGAUUUGAACUGCUGGCCUUCUGAUCAGCAAACCCACAGUGCCACCCACAUUCCAUUGUGCAGUAUCUCACUCCCUCAACAGGGAAUAUUAAAUGAAUAAUUACUUAAUCCUGGCAAUUUUAAGAGGCAGAUGAAAAUCUCAAGGCCAGCUCUACCUAAUCUUCCUCUUUUCCCGAGGCAAUCUACCAUCAACUGUCCUUUGCCAAAGAUCCUGAUGAGUUUAAUGUUGCAUUAAUGUUACCUGUAAAGUGCCUUGGAAGCAUUUACAUCCUGAAAUGCAGGAUAUAAAUUAUUGUACUACAUAGAUAUACCAGUUAUUCCACCUUCAAUUGUUCCUGAAGUUUCUGGUGGCAUUUGGUAGCUGUUCCAUCACAUGGAACAGUCUCCUUACAUUUGCAUUUCAUAUAGCCACUACAUCUCCAUUCCCAGAUGUCAAUUCAGCAAAGACCUCCUCUGCUUAACGAGCAAUGCAGUAUUUAGGAGACCAGGAGGCGCACAUGGGUGACACACAGCCUGCACACUCAGGGGGAAAAACUUUCAUUGCAUGAAACGAUGUGAAGAGGUGAUGGUAAACAUUCUAUAGAUUCAAAGUCAAAAUGAUCAUUUUUAAUUUUACAACAUCAGCAUAUGUAUAAACAGGUUUUUAAGGGCCAUCUCGUGUUCUUCACAUUUGAAACCGUUCCUGAAUUAAUAUGCUACAGAGCAAACACAAGUCCAAUUAGUUGUAAUUUAGCAUCAAAAAUGUCGGUUAAAACACAACAAAAAUGAAUAACAAGCAAUUAAAAACAAGCAACUUCCAGCUCAUGAGACUCUCUAGUUAAUGCAGUUAGUAAACACAGGGCUGUAUAGCUUCCUUUUUUUGAUCAUAGAUGGGUAACCUUUUGCUCCCACAAAUGUUAACUGCAAUAAGCUCUAGCCAGCAUGAUCAAUGGACAAGGAUGGGAGUUGUAGUCUAGCAAUAUCUCGAGGGCCAUCGCUGUUCUAGAGUAUCAAAAUGAUGCCAAAAUACAUAAAAAGAUUACGUGAUUUACCCCAUUCCUAAAAAUUAGCAUUAUAUGUACUCCAAACCUAAUUCACUUAUCCAACAUACUUACAUGACAGCAGUACCUCUGAGUAUUUGCUCCUAAUCUUGCUACACAUACCCACCUGUCUUUAGGAUAUGUGCAAAUGUGGCAAAAGCCAUAAAACCAGGAGUUUCUUGUACCUCUUUGGACCAAACGUUCAAAUCUUCAACUCUACAUAUUUCUAGCACUAUUCAACAGCUAACACGCACAUUUGGUGUACUCUGAAGACAACAAUUAAGAUAGAAGAACUCGCAAAGCAAGCUUCUUAGUUUUCCUAACCGUAAAGAAGCUUGUAGCAACCAUCUGUUUUAAGUGCUGAAACAUGGGCAAGAACACAAACUACCCGGCACCCAAGUAGCCUAUGGUUCCACGAUUGUUUAAAUGUAAUAACAUUCAUUUAUAAAGGAAAAUACUGUAAUGAGGUAACAAGUACUAGAUUUGUAGGAGGAUCACAGAACCUCUAUAUCAACCCUCAUAUACAUUUUGGGUCUUUUCCACAACUAUCUAGCAACAGUUCUCAAAAGCACUAGAAGUGGAAACUGAUUUAUCAGCAUUUUUUUUAGUGUUAUUGGACGCUAAAAACGCUGGCCACCGUCUGACUAAUCCGAUAUUUACUCCAAUUAAGUCACAUGGAUUAACAGACCAUUACUUCCAAUUAAGUUUACUUAGGACUGCCUCAAGUUAA
Podarcis lilfordi (Lilford's wall lizard) is the source of this 9320-nucleotide messenger RNA. Lineage: Eukaryota; Metazoa; Chordata; Lepidosauria; Squamata; Lacertidae. The record is from the annotation of a GenBank genome assembly.